Messenger RNA from Lodderomyces theae, 3162 nucleotides. It is a transcript of the gene APL5, whose product is annotated as Apl5p. NCBI's taxonomy places the organism in Eukaryota, Fungi, Ascomycota, Pichiomycetes, Serinales, Debaryomycetaceae. The transcript has a single exon. The record is from RefSeq and is a predicted model, not a curated record. Bases 1 to 3162 code for a protein of 1053 amino acids. Gene Ontology annotation, cellular component: membrane coat; AP-3 adaptor complex; endosome membrane. Gene Ontology annotation, biological process: protein targeting to vacuole; Golgi to vacuole transport.
AUGUCUUCCUUCCAAUUACAAAACUCCGAGGUAUUGGCAAGGCUAAAGCCAUUUGGGAUACUGUUUGAGAAAUCUCUCAAUGACUUAAUCAAAGGGAUCAGAGCACAUUCAAAGGAUUCGCCCGAGAGCUUGGCAAAGUUUUUAGAUGCUGCCAUUCAAGAGUGCAAAACGGAACUAUACAGUACCGAUCUCGAGACCAAAGCAAUGGCGGUUUUGAAACUAGCAUACUUGGAAAUGUACGGUUUCGAUAUGUCAUGGUGUAACUUUCAAAUUCUAGAGGUGAUGUCGUCUAAUAAGUUCCAACAGAAGCGAAUAGGGUACUUGGCCGCCAUUCAGAGUUUCAAAAAUGAGCAAGAUUUGUUAAUCCUUGCAACAAACCAGUUCAAAAAAGAUCUCAACUCGUCACUGCCCGUUGAAGUGGGAUUGGCUUUGAGCGGGAUCGCUACUAUUGUGACGCCCAGUUUGUCCAAGGACAUCAAUGACGAUGUGUUGAUGAAAUUGAAUCACUCGAAACCAUACAUCAGAAAAAAGGCCAUUUUGGCAAUGCACAAAAUCUUUUUACAGUAUCCGGACAGUUUAAGGAUGAACUUUCAUCGAGUUAUUGAAAAAUUGGAUGACACGGAUGUGUCCGUUGUUAGUGCUACAGUUAAUGUAAUUUGCGAGUUGUCAAAAAAGAACCCCAAGUUGUUUCUCAACUACCUACCGAAGUUGUUCUCUAUACUAGAGGAAACAAAAAACAAUUGGUUGAUAAUUCGGAUAUUGAAGUUGUUUCAAAGUUUGUCGAGAGUGGAACCCAGAAUGAAGAGGAAGAUUUUGCCGGAGAUAAUGGAUCUCAUGCUUAGGACACAAGCCUCGUCUUUGAUAUACGAAUGUAUAAAUUGCGCGGUUAAUGGACAAAUGUUGUCGGCUGAGUCAUCCAAAGACAAGCAAACUGCGAAAGUAUGCAUUCAGCAGUUGAUGAAUUUCUUCAAGACCAAGGACUCCAAUUUGAAAUUUGUUGGGUUGAUUGCCUUGAUCAACAUUUUGAAAAUCUUUCCUGUAUUUAUGCAUAGUGUCGAAGGAGUGUCUGAUGUGAUCUUGGACUGCUUGACAGAUCCCGAUUUGAUCAUUAAAAGGAAGGCGCUCGAAGUGUCAAGCUAUUUGGUUAAUGAAGACAAUAUUGUUGAAGUUAUUAAAGUCAUGUUAGAGCAAUUGAUUCCAGAUAGCACUAGCGUUGAUGACUCACUUAAGUUGGAGGUGACUUCCAGCAUAUUGCAAAUUGCUUCCAAAGACAAUUACAGCAACAUUCCCAACUUCAGGUGGUACGUUGCUGUUAUCAAAGAUAUCUUGAACCUCACUUUAUUACCUGUUGCAUCUGGAUCUUCGAAUUUCAUAUCUCCAUCAACUUCGAAAGAGAUAGCUACUCAACUUGGGAAUGAAAUCAGAGUCCUUGCAACCAAGGUUCCGUCUAUUCGGCCUGUUUUGUUGGAAAAGAUUGUGGUUGACGUUGUGUUGGACGAAAAUGUGAUCAAGUCUUGCCCACUCAUUUUGAAAGAUAUUUAUUGGGUAUUGGGCGAGUAUAUUGAUGAGUUUCAAAUUGGCGUGGAUGACAAUGUUGAUGAAGUCGGCGUUGAGAAUGAGCAUUUAGUGGUCAGCCUUGACAAAAAAUUGUUUAUUUUCAGUACAUUGGUGAACUAUAAAAUAGAUGAGCAUUUGGGGCUGGGUGCUACUUCAGGCCACUUUAAAAUCUCGACUAUGUUGCUAACCUUGCAAGAGCCUCAAGUUUUGUCUGUUUUGAUCCAAGCAAUGGUGAAACUUUACAAUGCUAUAGUCUUUGAUUACAUGCAAGUGUACUCAAAUGAGGGCGAGCUCUCCCAAACAAAGUAUACCGAAUUGAGCUAUCACCUUUAUCGUUUAAUUGGGUUUUUGAGCAACUGGGAAAGACAUUACAAUUAUGAAGUGCAAGAACGUGCUUUGUCGUGGUUGGAAUUUUUGAGACUCUGUCAAGAAGCCAUGAUUGGGGAUGAUUUAACACAAGUGAAGAAACUCGAGGCAAGCGAUCUUGAACAUUACAGAGAUAUCUUCAAAGCCGGUGUUAUCGCGCCUGAUGAAGAUAGCUCAGAUUCCGAGGAUGACGAUGAAUUCAGUUCAAAUGAUAGCUCCAGUAGUGACGAGUAUGAAAACUUGGUUUUUUCGGAGGAUGAGAAACCUAAGCCAGAGCCACCCUCAGAAUUCGAACCAAAUCCUUUUGCCGAACUGAACUCCGGCCUUAGUGGAACUUCGAAAAGGUUGCCGGGGUUGUUGAGCAACAUCUUGCCAUCAUUUUUCAAAGCCUAUAUGUUGAAGCCCGUAGCGAAGAAUGCUCAAGUGAACAUUCCUUUGCCCGCGGAUUUAGAUUUGAGUCUGACAAUCAAUGAGAUGCCGAAGCAAAUUGCUGAUUUAGAGAUCAGUGACUCAUAUGAGCUCUACCUUUCAGAGUCAGAGGAAUUUAAUGAGAAUUUAAUAAGUUUGUCCAGUACUGAAACAGACGUUGAAAAGCAAAUCAACAGGGAGGAACGCGCUCUUCGAUUGAAGGAUGACCCUUAUUACUUAGAGACAGAGAGGAAAACGAAAUCAAAAAGCAAAUCACCAGAUAAAAAGAAUGAAGGUCCUUCAGAUCCCUCUAGAGCAAGCAGCUUGUCUUCAAGAAGAGAAGAGCCAGUUAAAUCUAAAAAGAAAAAAUCAACAAAACUUAAAAAGGAAAAGGUACUCAUCCUUGACGAGGAGUCGGUAGAGGGUACGGCUGGAGUCACAGAAGAACAAUCUCCUCAAAAGCAAAAGCCAAAAACAAAAAAGAACAUACUAAAGAUUGAUUCAUCAAAUUUAGACAACUUCGAUCUUCUUGCAGACGAACCGGUGGAAUUGAGGAACGAUGAAUAUGAUAUUGAUAUUGAUGCUAUACGAGCAAAGUUGUCUCAAACUGUAAUCGAGAAGCCAAGAAAGAAAAAGAAAGGCAAAGUUAGUGGAAAGAAGGAUGAAGGUUCGAGAACAAUUGACGCGACUGAGGGAAUAAAUGGUCAUGACGUAGAGCCAGAGGAGAGUAGACCUACCACGGGGCCCUCUCUUUCCACAGACUCAUCUAUCAUCACAGUUAAGCCAAUGAAGACGAAGAAGAAGAAAAAGAAAGCGGUGAUUAUAGAAUAA